This is a messenger RNA of Aspergillus caelatus, 1576 nucleotides long. Its product is annotated as APC family permease. Gene Ontology annotation, molecular function: L-amino acid transmembrane transporter activity. Lineage: Eukaryota; Fungi; Ascomycota; Eurotiomycetes; Eurotiales; Aspergillaceae. Gene Ontology annotation, cellular component: membrane. Gene Ontology annotation, biological process: amino acid transmembrane transport. The coding region runs from base 14 to 1576 and encodes 520 amino acids. The record is from RefSeq and is a predicted model, not a curated record. The transcript has 5 exons.
UUUAGUGUAAGAUAUGAAUCCGGACCAAAAUGCUGAGGGUGUUCCGGAUGAUGAAGCUUCUACAGAGGCCGCACCUCUAAUCCAUCAGAUUGAGAAUGAGGCUGUUGUUGCUCCGGGCCAAGCUCAGCCUUAUCGCCGCCUCGGCCUUCUCUCGACAACAUUUCUGAUAACAAAUCGGAUGAUUGGUACAGCAAUAUUCUCCGUACCAUCUGCUAUUGCACAUAGUACUGGAAGUGCCGGUGCAUCCCUGGUUGUCUGGGUUGCUGGUUACUUCCUGUCAUUUUGUGGCUUCUUCAUAUACCUUGAACUGGGUAGUCUUCUACCACAUAAUGGCGGGGAAAAGAACUACCUAGAAGCUGCCUAUCCACGUCCGCCUUUAUUUGCGACCGUGAUAUUUGCGACGCAUGUUAUCUUCCUUGGCUUCACUGGAAUUGGAACCAUUGCUAUUUCAGAGAACAUACUCUUAGCUACCCAAGCAACAGCUAAUGACUGGAUUAAACGCUGCAUGGCAAUCACUCUCAUGGCAAGCGUCGCAGCGAUGCAUAUCUGCGCGAAAACUUGGAACGUGAAGCUUAUGAAUAUCCUUGCCUCAGUCAAAUUACUUGUUCUAGCUCUAAUAGUUGUGACGGGUCUUGGGCUGGUGAUUUUUGGGUCGCCAAAUGUAGCUCACCCUGGCGCUAGUUAUGAACGUCCGUUUGCCGGGUCAUCCACCGAUGUCUCGGACUACACAGUCGCCCUAUUCAAAGUUCUGGCCACCUUUCAAGGUUGGUCCAACGCAAUGUAUGUCCUGGGUGAAGUGAAAGACCCUCGGCGAACGAUCAAGGCAGCAGGAUUCAUGGGAGUCGGCUCAGUGGGGAUUCUUUAUGUCCUGGUGAACGCGGUUUUCUUCGUCGCGGCAACGCCCAAGGAGCUGAGUGAGACCGGUAUCACGGUGGUUGCAUUAUUCGUUGGUAAGGUCUUUGGUCAGCAAAUGCAGCGUUUCACGGCUAUUCUUGCUGCUUUGUCAUCACUGGGCAAUAUCAUGACCGCAUCUUUCUCUAUGUCGCGAGUCAUCCACAGUUUUGCACAGGAGGGCAUAUUGCCAUUUUCCCACUUUUUUGCCAGCAGGUCCCGUUCAGGUUCACCUGCUGGAGCAUUUGCAUUGGUCUUUUGCUCGUCAUGUCUGAUGAUUAUCGCUGUUCCUUUUGGGGAAGCGUAUAAUUUCUUGCUUGACGUGGGACAGUGGGCUGUUGCCCUGAUUCAAUUUUUCGUUGUGUGCGGCCUAUUUAUUAUUAGAAGACGUGUGACAUAUCCUCCUCGUGCCUUCAAAGUGUGGAAUAGCGUGGCAUAUAUCUUUUUAGCAUCGCAGGUAUUCCUUAUCGUAUCACCGUUUGUGGCGCCAGUAAACGGUCGCACCAGCUUACCAGUUUGGCUUACUCCGUUCACUGGAACGUUGCUACUCGGCCUUGGUGGUAUUUACUGGUAUAUUUGGUGGAUAUUGCUACCCAAAUUGGGGCGCUUCUCAUGGGAAAAAAGCGCUUUAAUUAGUCCCGAUGGGGAGCAUGCGGUUGUUUGGCGACGGGUUCCCAAGAACUGA